AUGCCUGGCAGAGAUAUCCCCGUGCACAUGGCGACAGUCAAGCCGACCCUCAGUCAUACGGCAAACUCGCUGAGCCGAACCCUCAGCCGCAAUGACCCAGGCACCCAAGUCAUGCUUAAGCAGUAUCUUGGAGAGGUUGCCAGGGACAAGUUGCCCAUGACCGAAUACCUCCACGCCACUCAAGAUGAUACCGGGAAGACCGGCCGUGGAGGGAGAGCACUUUCGAAGAUCUGA
This is a messenger RNA of Diaporthe citri, 234 nucleotides long. RefSeq lists its product as uncharacterized. NCBI's taxonomy places the organism in Eukaryota, Fungi, Ascomycota, Sordariomycetes, Diaporthales, Diaporthaceae. Bases 1 to 234 code for a protein of 77 amino acids. The transcript has 3 exons. The record is from RefSeq and is a predicted model, not a curated record.